Molecule: messenger RNA, 2768 nt
Organism: Acipenser ruthenus (sterlet)
Lineage: Eukaryota; Metazoa; Chordata; Actinopteri; Acipenseriformes; Acipenseridae
Product: bcl2-associated agonist of cell death-like
Exons: 4
Coding region: 112-579 (155 amino acids)
Biological process (GO): apoptotic process
Source: RefSeq, a predicted model, not a curated record
GAUUGGGUCGCGGUAACGCAGCGGGGCGAUCUGAUUGGAUAAUCAAAAUGAAACCAAACUUCGAGAGAGACAACGGAGAGGAAAGGUUGCAGAGACGUUUCGGAUGUUGCCAUGGAUAAGAUGUUCAGCCUCUCCGAAUCUGAUUCAGACUUGUCCGAUGAUGACGGCGUCGUGGAUCAGUCCCAGCAUGCCUCAGGAGGAGGAGAGGAGGAGGAGGAGGGGGCAGACGGCAAACGGAGAACGAAGUCACUGACGGCCCCCCGCCCGGAGCUGGAGGGUCGCGCCCGGGUCACGUCGGAGUCGCAGGCCUCCGAUUCGGAGCGGGACGACACUCUGGGGCCGUUCCGGGCGCGCUCCUGCUCCGCCCCCGCCUCUCUCUGGGCAGCCCAGAAAUACGGACGAGAACUUCGGAGGAUGAGCGACGAGUUCGACAGCUGCCUGGACAAAGGGAUAUUCAAGAGAGUGAGGAGCGCCGGCACAGCAAGGCAAAUGAAAAUCUCCAACAGCUGGUGGACGUUUCUGUGGAACAGAAAACGGGCAGCUGAGCAGACGGCGCAGGGGGUCCUCGAGGGGCAGUGACACUCCGCCAGCUUCCAUGGGAAAGAUCCCUGGGACUCGGGAUUGGGGAAAGAGUGGCCGGGGUUUCAACAGCACAAGAACGAGCACGGACCAGAGUCUACCGCGGUGGGGUGGGGGGGCAGGGGGGGGGUCAGACUCCAAUCCUGGAGGGUCACCGCGGGGUCACCAGGUUUCCAUCCCAACUUGAGCUCCUCCGUUAACUUCAUCAAUCUAAUUAUCUGUUCAGUUGGACGCGUUUUAAUAUUUUUUUUAACAGUUGAUUCAAAACAAAAUGCGCUUGAUUUUGAGGUGCCUGUGAAACAUUGUGAGGACCGGAGAGAAGCGUUAAAAUGGGUCCCAGUUAAUCAAAUAAUAAUAAUUAGAGCAGGUAAGGGACUGAGAGCUCGGGGGUGGGACGGAAGCCACAAGACCCUGCGCCCCCCCCCCCUCCAGAAGCGGAGUUUCACCGCCCCCCACCCCCUCCCCCGGUCUACUGUGUAAGCUAGAUACUUACAAACAGGGUUUUAUUACAGUUCUUUUUUAAAUUGCAGACUACAAAGUCAUGCCAGUCAUUUCAACACGUACUGUUAUUUUAAGCCAAACGAUUGGUAGCGUCAAGCUGAGGGAACAAAAUCCGCUCUGUGGCUUGGGACUUGGUUUCAGGACGCUGCGCGGCACACCAGGGUGAGACUUGGGGGGGGGUUUGACACGGUGACCGCUAACGAGGUCUCCCGGAACCAGGUUUCAAGCCGCUGCCCCUGAAAAAGUGGCUUCGUGUUCCCUCCGCUUUAGAUGAUAAGUGUCUUAAUACUGCACAAAAAAGUUGUGUUUUAAUUACACAGCUGGGGGGGAGUGGGGUGCACUAGAAAAUAGUGCAUGCACAUGGUGUCUUUUUAAAUUUAAAAUGUCGAGAACCAUUCGUGGGCAAACUAAGUGCGGCCCGCUCACGUUUUCGCUCAGAAUCGAGGCUUCUUCUAGUGUGUUCUGGCCCAGGACUCGGUCCAGCGCUCAGUUUCCAUCUGCGAGUGGAACCGGUUUCAAAUCAGACUGGAUCGAUACUUCUUCACAGAAAAUGGUUUAAAUCCUUCGUUUUGGCUACAAAACUGCUGCGUCCCGUUUUGAGGACGGUCAGGUUAGACAGGAUGUGAUCAGAGAAGUGAAAUCUCACGCCGGCUAUGAAGCUCAAUACAGAGAAAACAGAGUCGCUUUAUCACCACUGCAGGGAGGGGAAAAAAACAACAGGAAUGGAUCAGAUUUAAGCUUCUUAUUUUAUAUCAGAGGCGUCGUAAAACAAAAUUGAAGAGUUAUCAUAGCAAUACAGUUAAGACAUUUUUAAAUAGAUAGACUAAAACGUAUGCCAAAAAAUUAGAAAAAUAGCCAGUCCUUCAAAUGUGGACAGUGGUACUUAAUGGGUUAAUAAACUCCCACGUUAACUGCAGUGUAGCUGGGUGGAAGAAAUCGCAGUUAGACACGUGCCAGUUCACCAUGGUAGCCAUCUCAGAAGGGAAUCCUGCCACAGUUUCCUAAAUCCUUUGUUAGCUACCUUGGGGGCCCAUCAAUUAGAUUUAGCGUUUUGCUGGUCUGUUGUGAGCGGAGUUUCCUAUACUACUGUAAAGUCACAACAUGCAUGGAAAUCCCAGAUACAAGAGCAAUGAUAAAUGAACUACGACAUCAGGCUAACACUGUGCAAUAAUGUGAUAACGUCAUUGCCUGAUGGUGGUUUGAAAUCUGAUGCUGAAAUAGAAUUUUUUUUAUGGUUUCAAAAGCAUAUUCCAAGUACCUGCGAUUGAAUAUUUUGUAUACUCUUUCAUAUAUAUUUUUUUUCAACAGACAUUUCCAACAGGACAGUCUCUUUUUUAAAGCGUACGCUGGUUUUGGUGCAGAAGGCUAUUGUAUCAAAACACUUAAAAUUCAAAACGCAACCGUAGAAUUUUAAUGUCAGAUAUUUUAUUGUUGGCUGAGAGAGAGUUUUAAGCAAUGCACGUUUCUUCAGAAUGAUUUUGGAUGCAAGGCAAGAGAAUUGUAAAUACACGUUGAUAAAUAUUUUCUACUGAUCACAAGAGAAAAAGAAACAUGAAGGCUUUAUAUUGCGUUUAUUACUUGAAUGUGGUAUGUUAACACUCUUUUUAGAAACACUGUCAAUCUUUUUUUUUGUAUUGCAAUAAGUGAGCAGUAUGUGGUGGUAAUAAAGAAUUUUAUUAAAUAUUAAA